GUCAAGCUGAGCUUUUCAGCCGCUCAGCGGAAGACAACAGAGAGGUGUCACAUGACUCCUCCCUUGAAGGCGAAGAUGAUAGGGUUGGGCCUGUGUGAGAGUGACAGGAAGGAUCCACCAAUCGGAGGCUGCCGGAAUCUCAAGGGAGGGAGGGGGGAAAACAAACCACCAUUUGGCUACAGCCAGAGCGCGCGGGCCUUUUGAUUCUCGGCAGCGCUUCUCAUUGGAUGACGGUGCGCUCGAGACGCAGCCCUUAUGGAAACGAAUUCUGUAAGUAGAAGAUAUGAAACAAGGAGAAGCACCAGAGCAGAAAAACCUAUUGCCCGAUCUCGGGUUGACUGGCGGCGCACUAAGAGAAGUUCCACAUUGCUUGAUAGCGAAGAAGAGCACGAAAGUGCUUUAUCAUCGGAAAAUGAAACAAGUUCAGAAGAUGAUGUGGAAGGCAUAGAAAAUGAUGGAUCCAUUCUUAAUGAGAGUAAAGAAAAAAACGGUGGCGAAAAAGAAAACGGUGAAUCUUUUCAUAACAAGGGUAAAGAUGAAGCUGUGGAUGAAAAAGGAAAAGAUGAAUCCAUUCUUAACCAUAGUAAAGAUGAAGUUGUAGAUGAAAAUGAAAAAGAUAAAUCCAUUCUUAACCAGAGUAAAGGUGAUACCAUAGAUAAUGCAGGUAGCCCUCAAGGUGGUGACACAGAUUUUGAUGGCAUAGAAGAAGCAGAAGAAAGCAUCAAUUUUGGAAAGAAUAAGAGAGUUCGGACAUCUGUCAUGUAUGACAGUGACGACAGUGAUGGCAGUGGUAUUGUUAGGAAGGUUUUUGCUAAACGCAGGUGCAUUCUGGAUGAGGAAGACUCGCCUGUUGACCAGGAGCAACAUAUGUUGCCUGCAGAAGAAAUAGCGAACAGAAAACAAAACAGACUAAUGAAACUUCAGGAACUGUGCCAACAACGAUCUACUCGAACUUUUAGCAACAGUGACUGUCAUAAGGGAUUGAUUUUGAAUUGGCUUAUGGAUCGUUAUGACAACAACCCCAUUGAAGACAGGCUUGUGACUACGGUUGAUGAAGAUGAUGCGACAAUGCUAGAUGAGUCUCACCAUUCAUCCCUCUCAGAAGCUGAACUCAGCGACGCGUCAGAUGAUGACAGUAUGAAAGAUUUCAUUGUGGAGGACGAGGAAGAGGAGGGUGACAGGUUAGAACAGGAAAGCUCUGAGGAUGAAAGCCAGCCGCAAAUGAGAGAGCAACGCUCCUUGUUGGAAAAGCAUAUUCCAGACAUGAUUCGUGUUGACCACUUCAUCCAUUUCCAGAGAGUUGUAAAGUCUUUUCUGAUAAAUGCAUUUGAUGCUACCUUUUUGAGCUCAUUAUACAAGGGAGAAGGGGAGAAGAAAUAUGCAAAAGAGAUGCUAAACUCACUUCAUUACUUAGAUGACCAUUUUAUUCAACCUCGCCUUGAAAAUUUACUCGGUAGAAGUCGCUGGAAAGAACGCUACAAGGAACGCGUGGAUAGUUAUCCUGUUGUCUUCAUAAAUAUGGGGAGAGCGGUGAAACGUUCUUGUCAAGCCUGUGAACUCCAGAGGUACUGCAAAUAUACAGUAAUUCUAUCAGGAAAAUUGUACGAUAAUGAAACACUGGAAUUAGACGACUUCAUGUCACAGGAUAAACAGACAUUAAAGAUUGGAACAACAUGUGCAAGCCGCACCCGUGUUUACCACAAUUUGAAGCAUUUUAAAUACAAGUUAUAUCAGAAUUGCUGUUGGUAUGUAAAAAACGAUGGCGUUCGGAAUGAAUCAGUCAGUGAUUCUGUGGAGAGAAUUUUCAAGCAGCUGGAGGAAGAUGACUGGAUUCGUGAGCAACACAGAAAGCUCCUAAGAUAUAUGGACAGUGCAGAUUCCUUCCAUGAUGAGCAAAUGGACUGAGACUACCAAGAUUCAUCCUUUGAAGAAGGAAAUAGCUGACAGUGUUUGAAGAUCAACCUGCCUUCCAGCUUCUUUUCUUUUUAUUCCAGGGCCUUGUAAUAUACUUGCUUGCUAUUACGGAUACUAUGUACUGUUUAUUUCUUUCCAUAUUUCUUAUUAUCAGAGUAAUUAUGUAAAGAAUUAUUACAAUGAAAGUUACCUUUACUCUUGAAUGCCACACUUCACAACUUAAUGGUCCAAAUAAAAAGUAGUCUUUGAAUAUUCAGAAAGAGACUUGUUCAGUACUGAGAUGCUCCCUUGUAAUGUGUGAGGUGUACAAAAUGCUUGGCUUCAGUUCUUUUGGAGAAAAUGAAAUAUUCUUCAAUAAAUGCUUCUUUUCCCAGCACAAUACCUAAAAGCAUCUAUAAAUGUCAAGCCUUUUUUCCCAGCAUAUAAGUCAGUAACAAAUUUUCUGUCUAAAACCCAUAGGCAACUCUUGUUUGUGCAUCAUAGAGGCCUAGAAUUCAUGGACUUAUAUUUAGCCAGCAUAAUUGACUGAAAUCUGAGAAAUCUAACAUUGCAGCAUGACUUAAAAGUAUCCCUUCAGACUGAGUGCAGCACUGAGUUAUGUUGAAACAAAUCAUAUUUGUUGAAUCCUUUCAAUUUUGUUGAAUCUUGAAUCGUAAAAAGCCUUACAGGUAUUUGUGAUUUGUUCGGAGGCUGUUGUUUGGUAUCUGAUAGCUUGCAUUUUGGACUGUUUCUCUAGUAUUUUUGUGGGUGCCCACAGCCUCAAUCCAAAACAGAGGUUUCAGUAAUGAAUUCAGUAUUUAGACUGUUGACAAAUGAAACUCGUCAUUUAACACUGCAGUGUGGAGUGCUCACAUUUAGAGUAUAGCUGGCAAGUCCCACAUCUUCUCUACCAAGUACUCAAUUCUAUUGUAUUUUCCCACUUUAUUUUUCCAAACCCAACAUUUGACAGUCAGACACUAUUCCAUUUCCACUCAGCCGUCAAUGGGACUUUUUUUUUUUUUGCUACCUGCACUUUACAAUUUUUCAGUUAAAAGCUUUUUGUGCAUUUGUAAACUCUCAGGUUUCUCUAGACUUACUGAUACAUCUGUCCUGGGCAUUUUGGCUUCAUAAGGACAUUUGAGUGCCUGGGGAAAUUUUAGAGUGCUAUGGUUUACAGAUUAGAGACACAUAUGGUCUGAAUGUACCAUGGCCACUGGAUGUCUGUUAACUUCUAACUUUGCCAUAAAUAAAAAUAUGGUAAUUGAAAAUCA
This is a messenger RNA of Anolis sagrei ordinatus, 3164 nucleotides long. RefSeq names its product coiled-coil domain containing 82 (gene CCDC82). Lineage: Eukaryota; Metazoa; Chordata; Lepidosauria; Squamata; Anolidae. Gene Ontology annotation, cellular component: nucleus. The record is from RefSeq and is a predicted model, not a curated record.